Colletotrichum gloeosporioides is the source of this 1431-nucleotide messenger RNA. Its product is annotated as Ammonium transporter 1. Bases 1 to 1431 code for a protein of 476 amino acids. Gene Ontology annotation, cellular component: plasma membrane. Gene Ontology annotation, molecular function: ammonium channel activity. The transcript has 5 exons. Lineage: Eukaryota; Fungi; Ascomycota; Sordariomycetes; Glomerellales; Glomerellaceae. The record is from RefSeq and is a predicted model, not a curated record. Gene Ontology annotation, biological process: ammonium transmembrane transport.
AUGGCGGAGAUCAUCCCGGUGACAGAAUUCCCCGACUACGCCGUCGACCCGACCGGCGGCGACCCCCUUACCCAUGAUCUUAACGCUCCCUAUGACAAGGGCGACCUUUGCUGGGUUUUGGUCUGCACAAUCUUCUGCUGGCAGAUUACGCCAGCCAUUGGCUUCCUUUAUGCGGGAAUGCAUCGUCGAAAGUCAUCUUUGACGAUGAUCUUGCAGUCUCUCUUCUGCGCAUGUGCAUGCGGCAUCCAGUACUGGCUUUACGGAGCUUCGUUGUAUCAGUCAAGGGUAUCAAAUCCGAUCUUGGGCGACUUAUCUGUUGGCGUGUUCCACAAUAUCCUUGCCUCCCCGUCUUUCGCCAACUCUGAUAUUCCAGACAUCCUCUAUGCUGCGUUCGGAUUCACCUUUGUUACGGCCACAGCAAUGAUCUUGGCCGGCGCGAUGCUGGAGCGCGGUCGUCUGUGGCCAAGCAUGCUCUUUCUUCUCUGCUGGACAACGUUUGUCUACUACGUUUUGGCACACUGGGAAUGGAAUCCCAGUGGUUGGCUCUACAACCUUGGCCUCUACGACUUCGCCGGCUCUGGCCCCGUUCACAUUGCCAGUGGCUUCGGAUCGCUUGCAUGGUCUAUGAUGCUCGGCCCGAGACUGAGUGACGACGCAGUAACGAGGAAGAAGUACGCGCCGCACUUCAAACCGCACAACCCGUUGUUGAUGGUUCUCGGAACGGUUCUCAUCUGGUUCGGGUGGUUUGCUUUCAACGGCGCCAGCACGGCCAACCUAAGUCUCCGAUCCAUCUAUGUCGUCGUCAACACGAAUUUCGCUGCCUGCGGUGGUGGGAUCACCUGGGUCUUGCUCGAUUACUUCUAUAUCAAGAAGUUUAGCCUUGUUGGAUUCUGUUCCGGCAUCAUUGCUGGCCUGGUUGGAAUCACGCCGGCUGCAGGCUUCGUGCUCGUGUAUGUCUCGCCGCUUGUUGGCGUUCUGACGGCCAUCUGCUCGUACUACACCGUCAAAUACCAGUAUCUCUUCCGUGUCGACGACGGACUCGACAUCUUCGCAAUUCAUGGCGUCGGCGGUUACGUUGGCGAUAUCCUCACCGGUCUCUUCGCUCACAAGAUGGUCCCCGCACUUGAUGGUGUGAGCAACACCUACGACGGCGGUUGGUGGAACGGCAACUUUCGCCAACUGGGUCUGCAGCUUGCGGGCGGAACAACUUGCGCUGCGUGGUCUUUCUUCGUAUCCUGCAUCUUGCUGUUCGUCAUCAACAAGAUUCCUGGAUGCCAUCUCCGCGCCACCGAGGAAGACGAGAUUCGUGGUCUUGAUUAUGCUUACAUUGAAGAUGCCAUCUCGGAUUACGAUCACGGCGACCUCUUCAUUCAUAACGGGCAGGUGGUUGACUCGCCUCCGAGGGAGACGAGCGUGUCCAAGAGCGCAUAG